Daphnia carinata is the source of this 1786-nucleotide messenger RNA. RefSeq names its product dnaJ homolog subfamily A member 2-like. Gene Ontology annotation, molecular function: Hsp70 protein binding; ATP binding. NCBI's taxonomy places the organism in Eukaryota, Metazoa, Arthropoda, Branchiopoda, Diplostraca, Daphniidae. The coding region runs from base 160 to 1392 and encodes 410 amino acids. Gene Ontology annotation, cellular component: cytosol; cytoplasm. The transcript is spliced from 9 exons. The record is from RefSeq and is a predicted model, not a curated record. Gene Ontology annotation, biological process: protein refolding; response to heat.
GGCAACAGCUAUGAAUCCCAGCUGUCGUUAUCAAACAUUCGUAUAAGGGAUCCGGCCUGAUUUACAAAGUAGGCCUUGUCUUUUUACCAGAAGUACUGUAAUCUUGCACACGGUCGCUCUGCUUCGAUUGCUCGCUGCAAAUCAGGAAAAAAAAUCACCAUGGCGGACAACGCGCUGUACGAUAUUCUCGGUGUUCCCACCAAAGCCACCGAUACCGAAUUGAAAAAGGCCUACAGAAAGCUAGCAAAAGAGUUUCACCCAGACAAGAAUCCUGAGGCAGGAGAGAAAUUCAAAGAGAUCUCAUUUGCCUAUGAAGUACUCUCUGAUCCCAAGAAGAGGGAAAUUUAUGACAGACAUGGACUGAAAGGAUUACAAGAAGGAGUUCACGAACAUGGUGGUUUUGGAGCAGAUGACAUUUUAUCCCAUUUCUUUGGUGGAGGUUUGUUUGGAGGCAUGGGUGGUGGUGGACGAAGAAAGACACGUCAGAGAGGUGAAGACACUGUUCACCCUCUAAAGGUCACUUUGGAAGAUUUGUAUAAUGGGAAGACUUCCAAGCUCCAGUUGAGCAAAAAUGUUAUUUGUUCUGUUUGUAGUGGGCAAGGUGGGAAACCUGGAGCCAAUGUUACUUGUUCAACAUGCCAAGGUCGUGGAAUAAAAAUUUCAUUAAGACCUCUUGGACCAGGCAUGAUGCAGCAAAUUCAGUCAGUAUGUACAACCUGCAAUGGAGAAGGUGAAAUGAUAAAUGAGAGAGACCGCUGCAAGCCAUGCAAAGGUAAAAAAGUGCAAAAUGAAACAAAGAUUUUGGAAGUUCAUGUUGACAAAGGAAUGAAAGACGGUCAGAAAAUUUUGUUCCGCGGUGAAGGUGACCAACAGCCGGGAGUUGAAGCUGGCGACGUAGUUAUAAUUUUACAACAGAAACCUCACGAAAAAUUCAAGCGACAGGGUGAUGAUCUUUUUGUGAUGCACACCAUAACUUUAACUGAAGCGUUGUGCGGAUUCUGUUAUGUGCUUAAGCAUCUUGACGGCCGCGAUCUGGUGAUCCGACAAGCACCCGGAAACGUAGUAGAACCAGGAAGUACGAAGAUGGUCCCAGGAGAAGGAAUGCCUCGCUACCGUAGUCCAUUCGAGAAAGGAGAAUUAUUUAUCAAAUUUGACGUCCAAUUCCCCGCUAGCCACUUUGCUGAUGAAUCAACAAUUAUGGCGAUUGAAAAGCUUUUACCCGGACGACCCGCAAUCAUUCCACCAUCUGGGGAGCACGUCGAAGAAGUUGACCUUCAUGAUUACGAUGCCAAUGAACGUCGUGAUGGAGGCGGUGGGCCUAGCAACGCGUACGAUUCGGACGAUGAGGAAGGAGGUCAAUCAGGACCUGGUGUACAGUGUGCUCAUCAAUAGAAUAUGUCAGGGGAAACAAGUCGAUCUUGUCCUUCGUUUACGGCUAUUCCCUCUCCCCUUAUAUUACCAAAUUUCAAAUCCACUUGAUUAUCUUAAAUUGAAAACAAUUUCCUCGAAUUGAAAGAAAAAUUCGCUUGUCGUUCUGAAAACAUUUGUUCGUCCAGUGUAGCAGAAUUCAACGCAAAGAAGUGGGGGUCUACUGUGCAAGUGUGCAAGCUUACUAUCACGUGGUUAGGUGAAUUGUACUACCAUUUGUGGCACAUAGUGAAAGAACAAUCAAGAUUUGCUGUUUUCCACUUGACAUUGUACUCUGGGAGUCUUGGCUGGUGUCCCCCUAUUUCGACCGACACCUCUCUGGUAACAUGUACACGAUAAUAAACGUGGUGUCACUGAA